Messenger RNA from Zingiber officinale, 1483 nucleotides. RefSeq names its product mitochondrial import inner membrane translocase subunit TIM50-like. Bases 50 to 1141 code for a protein of 363 amino acids. Gene Ontology annotation, molecular function: phosphoprotein phosphatase activity. The record is from RefSeq and is a predicted model, not a curated record. The transcript is spliced from 10 exons. NCBI's taxonomy places the organism in Eukaryota, Viridiplantae, Streptophyta, Magnoliopsida, Zingiberales, Zingiberaceae.
AUUUGUUACGAGAGUGAUCGAACCGGUUCAAAACCCUUCUCGCUUCGCCAUGGCUUCUCGCUUUGCCCGAUCCCGCCUCCUUCCUUUUCCGGUGAAGCGUCGGAGCGAGUGUAGAGCCCUCAACGUCCCAACUGCCCCUGCCAAGGAGCCCCUCGCCUCCUCUGACGUCCUCUUCAGCGACCAACCACCUCCCUCGUUUUCUUCCUCUACUCAGCCGCCGCCGCCGCCAACAUCUUCCGUCGCUGCACGUCGGUCCUGGGGCAUCCUCAAGUUUGGAUCAUUUGCAGCUCUCACUGCCGCCUUCGGAACCACCGCCUAUGCCAGUUAUGCAUAUUCUCUGGAAGAAUUGGAGCAGAAGGCAAAUACAUUGCGGGAGAAGGCAAAAGGUUUAGGAGGAGAUGAUGAGUCCAGUUUCCAAAAAUAUAACAAUUUGGUCUACUCCACAGCCAUGAAAGUUCCUGUUAAAGCACUGGAUCUCUAUCUGGAUCUUAGGAGGGCAAUUGAAGAUCAAGUUCAGGAAUUUACUGAACCUUCAUCAGAGAAAUUGCUUCCUGAUUUGCAUCCUCAAGAACAGCAUGUUUUCACUCUUGUUCUGGAUCUUAAUGAGACUCUCGUGUACCCUGACUGGAAGCGUGAUAGAGGCUGGAGAACAUUUAAAAGGCCUGGUGUUGAUGCUUUCUUGGAACAUCUUGGAAAACUGUAUGAAAUUGUUGUGUACUCAGAUCAACAGAAUGUGUUUGUUGAUCCUGUCAUAGAAAGGUUGGAUCAGAAAGGAUAUAUUCGUUAUAGGCUAUCCAGAGCUGCAACAAAAUAUGUGGAUGGAAAACAUUAUCGUGAUCUAGCAAAGCUGAACAGAGAUCCAUCGCGUGUAAUUUAUGUCAGUGGUCAUGCUCUUGAAUCCUCCCUUCAGCCUGAAAAUAGUGUGCCUAUCAAACCCUGGAAGCUAGAAAAUGAUGACACUGUACUUCUAGACCUUAUUCCAUUUCUUGAAUAUGUAGCCGUCCACAGACCAGCUGAUAUUAGACAAGUACUGGCAUCAUUUCAAGGUCAUGAUAUAGCCAGUGAAUUUAUUGAACGUUCAAAGGAAUAUCAGAGGAAAAUGCAAGAACAGAAACAGCACGGCCGUCUCUGGAGGCGUUAGAGAUGUGAAGCAAUUGGAACGUAGUCUUCCAAAUACGCAUGUUCUUAUUAUGAGUUCCUCUUAGAUUGCCAUGGAACAUGUCGUCGGUUGGAAGAUGUGGAAAUUCAUUUCAUUUAUCCUCAUUUUGAGAGUUUUUGGAGCUGAUGAUUAAUGUCGUACAAUAAAUUCGCUUGGCGUUUGUUCGACCGUAGAACUUAGUUCUUGCAUUGCCACCUUCUCUGUUAGCUGCGGCUACUGAGGAGGGAUAAAAAUGAUCCAUGUUUCUCAAAUUCGAAGUUUAUGCAUGAAGAGCUAAAGAAAUUGCAUUAGUCUCUAUAAUUAAUCUUUUCCUUGAUAAGUAUU